This is a messenger RNA of Ochotona curzoniae (black-lipped pika), 2658 nucleotides long. It is a transcript of the gene TRAF2, whose product is annotated as TNF receptor associated factor 2. The record is from RefSeq and is a predicted model, not a curated record. The transcript has 10 exons. Gene Ontology annotation, cellular component: cytosol; cytoplasmic side of plasma membrane; plasma membrane signaling receptor complex. Gene Ontology annotation, biological process: protein autoubiquitination; activation of NF-kappaB-inducing kinase activity; regulation of apoptotic process. NCBI's taxonomy places the organism in Eukaryota, Metazoa, Chordata, Mammalia, Lagomorpha, Ochotonidae. Bases 706 to 2289 code for a protein of 527 amino acids. Gene Ontology annotation, molecular function: zinc ion binding; tumor necrosis factor receptor binding; ubiquitin protein ligase binding.
CCCCUGGGUGAAGGCAGCCUGGGCCUUCAAGCUGCAGGGGGGUGCUGGGCCCGGUCCUGCAGGACGGGGACAGGUGCCCGGGGCCAGCUACGGAGCCGCUCAGCCCGUGUCUCCUGCCCAAGCUCCGUCCUGGGUCUCGGGCUGCUGUCUGCAGGUCAGGGAAGUGGCCUGGUCCUGACGUGCCCGGCAUGCCCGGCAGGCCUGGUCUGACUCUACUUCAGCCAGAGCUUGGGGUGCUGAGGCUGCGGAAGCGGGCAGUGUCCUUCCCUCCCCCAGCCCUGCCCACUUGUCCGCUGGUCCCCCACAGGGAGGAAGAUUGGGAUAAUUGAUCUGUCUCCAAUCCCAACUUUCCCAAAAACAGAAGAGCUGGACACGAGAGGUCCAGGUGAAGCCCUCGGAGGUGCCCGGCAGGUGGUAACUGAGGGCAACUGCUUUCUGUAGCAUGGGCCUCGAGGCUACUCAGUCCGGAACAAGCUUCCAGGGGUCAUGAGGAAGGCAGACGGGGGGCACUGACCCCAGCUGUUAGCUGGAGGUGGCCAGUGCCCAAGCCGGGGCAUGUGCUGGCAGACGGUGCCCGGGUGGCCCCAGCUGGUUUCUGAGACCCCGAGUGUUCCUGGGCACGGCAUGUCGCGUGCCUGGCCCUCUCGGUGGCUGCUGCUGUAGGGCCCGCUGCACUGCCUUCCCACGAGGGGCCCCCGAGGCGCCAUGACACGUGCUGUGUUCUUCCUCAGGGGUUCCUGGUGCACGGGGGUCCCAGCUCCCAUGGCUGCAGCCAGCGUGACGCCCCCCGACUCCCUGGAAGUGCUGCAGCCGGGCUACUCCACGAGCCUCCUGGGCACCAAGUUGGAGGCCAAGUACCUGUGCUCGGCCUGCGGGAACGUGCUGCGGCGGCCCUUCCAGGCCCAGUGCGGCCACCGCUACUGCUCCUUCUGCCUCAGCGGCAUCCUCAGGUGCGGCGGGCGCCGGGUGAGCUCCGGGCCCCAGAACUGUGCCGCCUGUGUCCGUGAAGGCAUCUAUGAGGAAGGCGUUUCUGUCUUAGAAAGCGCUUCAGCUUUUCCAGAUAACGCUGCCCGCAGAGAAGUGGAGAGCCUGCCGGCCAUCUGUCCCAACGACGGGUGCACCUGGAGGGGCACCCUGAAAGAGUACGAGAGCUGCCACGAGGGACAAUGCCUGUUCCAGCUGACCGAGUGCCCCGCCUGCAAAGGCCUGGUCCGCCGCUGCGAGAAGGAGCGCCACGCCCAGCACGAGUGCCCCGAGCGGAGCCUGAGCUGCCGGCACUGCCAGGCCCCCUGUGGCCGGGCCGACACGGAGGCACACCAUGCCAUCUGCCCCAAGUUCCCCCUGACCUGUGAGGGCUGCGGCAAGAAGAAGAUCCCCCGUGAUAAGUUACAGGAGCACGCCAAGACGUGUGGCAAGUGCCGGGUCCCUUGCAGGUUCCACGCCAUCGGCUGUCAUGAGGUGGUGGAACUGGAGAAGCAGCAGGAGCACGAGGCCCAGCGGCUGCGGGAGCACCUGGCCCUGCUGCUGGCCUCGGUGCUGGACGCCAAGCCCCUGCUGCGGGACUGCUGCCCGGAGGAGCCCGAGCUCCUGCAGAGGUGCCAGGCGCUCGAGAGCAAGACGGCCACCUUCGAGAACAUCGUCUGUGUCCUCAACCGGGAGGUGGAGAGGGUGGCCAUGACCGCCGAGGCCUGUGGCCGACAGCACCAGCUGGACCAGGACAGGAUUGAAGCCCUGAGCAAUAAGGUGCAGCAGCUGGAGCGGAGCCUGGGCCUCAAGGAUCUGGCCCUGGCCGACCUGCAGCAGAAGGUCCUGGAGAUGGAGGCAUCGACCCACGACGGAGUCCUCAUCUGGAAGAUCUCAGACUUCGCCAGGAAGCGCCAGGAGGCCGUGGCUGGCCGCACGCCCGCCAUCUUCUCCCCAGCCUUCUACACCAGCAGAUACGGCUACAAAAUGUGCUUGCGCAUCUACCUGAACGGCGACGGGACCGGACGGGGCACACACCUCUCGCUGUUCUUCGUGGUGAUGCGGGGCCCCCAUGAUGCCCUCCUGCGUUGGCCCUUCAACCAGAAGGUGACCCUGAUGCUGCUUGACCACAACAACCGGGAGCACGUGAUCGACGCCUUCCGGCCAGACGUAACAUCUUCGUCCUUCCAGAGACCCGUCAGCGACAUGAACAUUGCCAGCGGCUGCCCGCUCUUCUGCCCCGUCUCCAAGAUGGAGGCCAAGAACUCGUACGUGCGUGAUGACGCCAUCUUCAUCAAGGCCAUCGUGGACCUGACAGGCCUCUAGGUGCCUCCCGCGGGAGGCCAGGCAGCUGGGCGGGCGUGCUGCAGCACGAGCGAGCAGGGCGAGCGGGCCGGGCGGCCAGGGAGGGCCUCGGCCCAGGGCCGCGCACGGCGUCCCUCGGCAGCCGAUGCGGUGGGACUAGCUGAGGGUCCCCCAGCACCCCAGGAAGACGCCCAGAGGAGAGCGAGGCUUCCAAGCAGCAGGAAGGGGUGCUGUGUGCCCCGAGACCCGGGCCCCAGAGCCGAGAAGCCAGGAGCCGCCCCUGGGGAGCAGGUGCUUGGAGCCAGGCCGGCGUCUGGGGGAGUCUGUCCACAGGGCCCAGCAGGCGGGCUGGCUGUGGGCGGUCAGUAAACCGUGAAUGUCUGAGCCUUC